Balaenoptera acutorostrata (minke whale) is the source of this 5451-nucleotide messenger RNA. It is a transcript of the gene B3GNT5, whose product is annotated as UDP-GlcNAc:betaGal beta-1,3-N-acetylglucosaminyltransferase 5. Lineage: Eukaryota; Metazoa; Chordata; Mammalia; Artiodactyla; Balaenopteridae. The record is from RefSeq and is a predicted model, not a curated record. Gene Ontology annotation, biological process: brain development. Bases 1859 to 3004 code for a protein of 381 amino acids. Gene Ontology annotation, cellular component: membrane. The transcript is spliced from 3 exons.
CAUACAUGGCGGGGUAGGGAGGGGACAAAACGAAUGUUAUGGGCUGGCUGCUUGGCUGUAGUAGCAACGUUAGCAGCAACACUCCACCCGGAUGAGUAAUAGACCCCAUUCAUGGGAGAGAGACUAGGGCCCCUGUGAGCGCAGUGUGCGAGUGGGUGCUGGCGGAGUUGGGCUGGUGGGCUGAUGGUCUAGCAAGAAGCUCCGGGUUGUCAACAACUGUUAAUAGGUGCAAAGCAAGCUGCCCUUGGAACAUACUACUGAGUGCAGCUGCUCAGAAAUGGGAAGCUAGUUUUGCCUGUGGUUCCAAAGGUUACUCUCCUCUUUGUUUCCUUCCCGGGGUCUCUUGGAAUAGAAACAGCAGAUUAGUUUCAAUUGAGGAUUUUCUUAGAAUUCUUAAACACUUAUGCUGUCUUAAAAUCUGCCGUUAGGGAUUCCCUGUUACUUCGCAUUAAGCCUCCAGUUCCUUCAGUAUGUAUCGUGGAAGAAGCAGAAGGGGGUUUUGGCCUUCAGAGAUGGACCUUAUCUAAGUGAGCACUGUUAAGACGGAAAGGAAGUGCCCCACUCCCCCCAAGCCAGUGAAAGUGAUUGUGCAAAGUGUAGGCAGAUGCCGUCAUCAGAAAUGGUUGCUUCCUGCUGUCCUUCACCCAACCCUAGAGCAUUCGGUCCGCCAUGACCAGCCAAACUAAGGGGGAAAUUACCAAUGUUGAUCUAGCCCUUACAAUAGUAUUCCUCACCUUUUUUGACAGUAAAGCACAAUAAAAAUGCAUUUUACUUUACAACCCUAAAGGUAUAUACACACAGCACUUAAAGUUUCACAAAACAAUACUUAUACUUACUACUUUCAAUGCACUCUGCCAUUCUCUAUUCUGUUCUUCCUUUUUCUUUUCUUUCUUUCUUUUUUUUUUUUAAAGCUGUUUGUGGCUUCCUCAGUGGUGCUAACAGUUUAAAAAUCUCUACCCUUGGGGAUAAGAUGUUACCUGUGCUGAUUAUCUCUAGACAAAGUCUCACUGAGGCUUGGUUCUAAUCUCCUGUCCUCCUUGGACUUUUCGCAUGCUUGGCUUUUGCAGUUAUCACCCUCAUGUAGAGUAAUCCUGGGGGGAUGUGAAAGGCCUGAAGUCAAGAAGGAAUUCCCACAGCCCAGGUUAGGCCGGUACUGCCUGGUGCUCUCAGUGUGUGCAACUGGUUUUUUAUCAGGGGCAAAGGGUAGGGGACUUAAGGAUGAGGUCUUUGGGCACAAAAGCAAAGCCCUUGCCCUGGGGCUUGUGAUGUGGGCUCAGCUACUCCACCAGUCUGGACAUCCUGGAAUCUGCGUUGUCCUUUCCCUGUCAGUCUGUUGAAAGCCCAGGAGACUGAUGUGUCAAGCCUGAGGGGAGAGCCUGCUUCUCCAGGCAAAAGGUUGCGUCUUAACUGUGGUUGAGAAGAGAAAAGGGUCUCUGUAUUCUGAAUGAGAAGAUGGUAGAGAGUGGUUCUUUCCCUUUCCCUGGAUUCCCCUGAAAAAAUAAACAGCGGUAUGCCUCCACUCAACACCAGCUGCCCCAUCACCUUUUGUCCAGAUCAGUCAGGUUGCACUUAACUUUCACAAAAAGGAGUACACAGAAUAGCUGCGUAAGGCCAAUCCCGAACUUAAUGAAGGAUGUCAGAGUGGGAGCAUUCUGAUGUACCAGUGUCCUCAUUCUGCAAUGUGUUCCGUUUUCUCCCCUUUCCGAAAAAAAUGGUAUUAAAAUAUUUUGUGAAAUAAGAAGCUCCUUUUACAUUUUUAAUGACGAACAUGGACAUCUGUUCUACAGAAUACAAAGUCCUAUGGUCUUGAAGAAGGAAGCACCCAUUUAAAACUGACCCUAAAUGAAAACAGACCUGAAUGGACGUCAGAAUGUUUGUUAGUGGCAGGAGAGUAAAAAAAUGGCAAUUUAUUCAGUUAUUUGCCACUUGUUUUGUGCUAAGCCUCAUGUUCUUCUGGAUAUCGAUCGAUAACCACAUCGUGAGCCAUAUGAAGUCCUACUCUUACAGAUACCUCAUAAAUAGCUACGACUUUGUGAAUGAUAGCCUGUCUCUGAAGCACAGCGAGGAUGGGGCUCCUCGCUACCAGUACUUGAUUAACCAUGAGGAGAAGUGUCAAACACAAGACGUCCUGCUCUUACUGUUUGUAAAGACUGCUCCUGAAAACUACAAUCGCCGUUCUGCCAUUAGGAAAACAUGGGGCAAUGAGAAGUAUGUUCGCUCUCAACUUAACGCCAACAUUAAAACACUGUUUGUCUUAGGAACACCUUCUGACCCACUGACAAGAGAAAGACUUCAAAGAAGACUGGUUUGGGAAGAUCAGAUGUACAAUGAUAUAAUUCAGCAAGCCUUUGCUGAUUCUUUCUAUAAUCUUACUCUUAAAUUUCUUCUGCAGUUCAGUUGGGCAAAUAGCUUUUGUCCACAUGCCAAAUUCCUUAUGACUGCUGAUGAUGACAUAUUUAUUCACAUGCCAAAUCUUAUUGAAUACCUUCAAAGUUUAGAACGAAUUGGUGUUCAAGACUUUUGGAUUGGUCGUGUUCAUCGUGGUGCCCCUCCCGUCAGAGACAAAAGCAGCAAAUACUAUGUCUCCUAUGAAAUGUACCAGUGGCCGGCUUACCCUGACUAUACUGCAGGAGCCGCCUACGUGAUCUCUGGUGAUGUAGCUGCCAAAGUCUAUGAGGCAUCACAGACACUUAACUCUAGUCUUUACAUAGACGAUGUGUUCAUGGGCCUCUGUGCCAAUAAAAUAGGGAUAGUACCACAAUACCAUGUGUUUUUCUCCGGGGAAGGUAAAACUCCUUAUCAUCCCUGCAUCUAUGAAAAAAUGAUGACAUCUCAUGGGCAUGUAGAAGACCUUCAGGACCUUUGGAAGGAUGCCACAGACCCAAGAGUAAAAAUGAUUUCAAAAGGUUUCUUUGGUCAAAUAUACUGCAGAAUAAUUAAGAUAGUCCUCCUUUGCAAACUGACCUAUGUGGAUACGUAUCCGUGUAGGGCUGCCUUUGCCUAAUAGUACUUGAAUGUUGUAUGUUUUCACUGUCACUGAGCCAGACGUGGAUGAAAAACCUUUAAAUGUUUGUCUAUACCAUAAGUGAAAUGAAUAUGAAGAACAAAGAAAUAUUUUGAAGGUCCAGUCUAUCAGAAUGUUUCUUUGAUUCUAGAAGCCCUUCAAUAUAACUUGUCUACUUCAUUGCCUAAAUUCAUAUUAAGGAAUUUAUACUUAGACAAGGUUUAUGAAAACAAAGCUAAAGGGAAUUUCAGGUUCUCAGUACCACGUUGUAUAUUAGAGGUGUAGAGAAGUUAUUAAGGUGCCUAGGUGUUAGAAUAACUGCUUUUGGAAAAUUCCAAGUAAGUGUAUAGUACAACAUUUCAAAGAAAUGGAUAUAUUGUUAGACCAGGUAUACAAGUUUAUUUUGAUUAAAGAGCACUUGAUGGAGUUUGUGGGGGCAGGAGAGGAUUGGCAUAGAAGAAAGUACAUGAAUCUGGUAAAAGAAAGUUUCCUCUUCUUCAGAGGAGAUUUAGGAAAAUGUACACAAUUUCUUUAUAAACUGCCAAAUCACUUACUGUCACAUCCAUGUAGCUAUUUUACCUGCAUAGUGUUGGAGUCAUUUUAAAUACAUUCAUAUCUUUUUUUCAAAGUUUAAUGUGAAAUUUCAGAAGUCAUUAGCUCUGCCCUAACUAGUACUUUAUUAUGGUUCUUUUUGAUUAUUAGAAAAUGACACAAAACACGGACAGUGUCUUACUCAUGGGGUCCUUCUCUAGAGAGAAAUCAUUGUUAAUUCAAAUAAGCUGAUUUUAUUUUAAUGAAUUUUUCAACUGGUUUUUAAAUAUUCAAUAUGGGUCUGUUUUUAAGGCAGCUAUUUGAAUGUAGUUUACAUAGAGGAAUAUAAUAAUGAAGAAGAAUUCAAAAGGAAAGAUAGAACAUUAAAAGCCUCUUUUCUCCAUAAUUUAUAAAAUAAAAGUUUUAGUGUCUAAAUUGUAUUGAUGACUAAAAUUAGCCCACCCCUCUCCAACAGGGUCUCAUAAACCACAGUACUUUGUUCUGAGUUCAGCUUUUAAAAUUGAGAGUCUUAAACAUCAAAUCGAAGCUGUAGUAUUUUAAAAAAAAAUCUACUCUUUCAUCACAACAACUGUCAGAGGUUAUCUUCAACUUAUAAAUAUUUCCAACUUCAAAGCAGAAUGAAAGUGAUAGAAGAGUCACCAGAAUGAGAUUUAAAGCAUUUGUAAAGCUGUAUGUUUCUUGUAAUCAAAGAGAUGUGGCUGAAUUCCAAUAGCGCGUUACAUUUAUUUUACAGAAGCAGGAUAAAAAUGUGGGUAUGAUGCAAACAACCUCCCCUCACUACAGAAAGAACUAGGUGAUGCCUGUUGUUAGGGGGAUUAUGUGAAAGCCAAAACAGGGACUUCAGCAAAAGCAGCUGAACUGAUUAUAAACCCUUUGUCUGCAGAGGCUCCUGUUAGGGAAAACUAAGAUGUAUCACUUAAAAAGAUGUCUGAAACAUGCAAAAAAAAACUAAAAAGGAAUUCUCAGUAUACACAACUGGAUGAUGAUAUGUAUAAUUUGUUGCAGGUAGCUUCUCAAUGUUUACAGAAAUUUUUUUGUUAAUUUUUUUCUAUUUUGAAAAUUGAAGCUUGUUUACAUUGAUUGCUCAGAUAAUUAAAAAAUUUUAACUCAUGUCAAAACUAUGGUAUCAAACAUUCUAGUCUGUAGUUACUUUCAGAGUAGGUUCAGGGUUUUUAGAUCAUUACAGUUUAAAUUUUCUGACCAAUUUAAAAAACUGUAGAGAACAAAAGCGCAUUUUGACAAAGCAGGUUUAUAAUUAAUUUUUAUUAGUUGAUCCUUUAAUAACCAUUUGCCUUUUGGCCAUAUAUGUGCCCUGUGUAUCUAUACUUGUAACUGUUUAAAUUUGCCAUUGGUUGAAAACAUCAGUGUCUCUCUGGCCAUCAAAAUGAUCUUGUUUACAGCAAUACUUUUGUGAAACAGUUAUUUAUUUGUGAAAGAGCUCCCCUCAAUUGUGCUCCUCUUUUUAUUUUUGCUUAAAAUAGAAUGAAACAGUUAAAUAUGAAGGAAAUAUGAAGGCACUUCCUUUUUUAAUAAGAAGGAAAUUGCUAGACUCUUCCUUCAUCAGAUUUAAAGUACUGAGAAGAAUAAUUGUAAAUAAAGGAUUCCAACCUUUUAAAAAGGAAGGAAAAAACUUUUUGGUGCUCCAGUGCAAGGCUGUCUUUUAAAAAUCAUCAAUAAAGGGAAAAUAAACUCUUAGCCUGGAUGGCCAAUUGAUAGUUAUACACAGUGUUAUUGCUAAAAACUUUUUACCUCUUGGUUGGUUUGCGUCUUUUUUCCAUAUUAUUAAUUUUAUACCAAAAUGUUAAAUAUUUAUAUUAUUUGAAUUUUGCUCUUAUAUGGCAAAAUAGAGGGUUUUUAAAAAUAAAUCUAUGAUUUCCAAUAAACAACUUGAAAAU